AAACAACCACCUGUGAAGUCAAAGCUUGUACAACCUCAUUGAAUUUGGUCUGAAUUAUAUUAGGCUAUAUUAUAAUAUAAUACAAAUUUAUAAUAUAUUAUAUAACAUGAUACUGUAGGUUCUGUAAUGCAGAGAGAAAGGGAAUGAGUGAAUCACUGGGGUGUCAAAAGCUAUCUAUCUGUCUCCCUUUUAUCAAUAUCAGCCUCUGCUUUUAUGAUUAUUUUAGUGAUAAGUAAAAGAAGAAGAAAGAAAAGAAAAGAAGAGUACGAAACGCCUGCCCCCAGGUCCAAUGUCUAAUCCGAAGUACUAAAGGUGAAGAGUGUGCGACUGGUGAGAGCACCACAGAGCCGCGGGUUUAUCAUUUCAUCUCCAGAUCGUUGAGAAACAGCAUCCUAAACGAGAUUUAAACAUUUUUUUUCACAUGGAAUGAAUGACACACAGCCUUGGGGAUGUUUCCAUGACGACCCUUUGUUACGAUAUUAAUAAUAUAACAGAUUGUUGUUUCCUUCUGGUUUUAAAUAUCUGAAAGAGAGAGUGAGGAAGAAGGCGUCCUUUGUGGGCUCGAAGAGAAAGUCAGGGUCGUGUCCUAAACCCUCCACCCAGUAUUACAAUGAGACGAGGGAAUUCUGGGACGUCAGGCAGACACCAAGCCUGAUGACGUAACUCGAUGACAUCACUACACUAAACCCAAACCAACCCCCCCUUCCCCACACACACACACACAACGCUCUGCCUCUGCACCGCUCCGAGUGCAUUUAACGGAAAGAUGUCCGUGUCUGCCGACGUGACACGGGAUCUCCACUCCGAAACAGGAAGUGACAUCCUCGUCAGAUAAGACGAGGGAGUUCGCCUGAACUGUUCUCAGCGUCUGCGCACGUUUUUGUGAAGAAUUUUCGUUGCCUUAGAAAUCAUCUGAUCCGCAUAUCGUUUACGUUCGUACACCUCCGUGCCUCAUGAUAUCAGCACCCCCCCCCCCACCCCCAACACUAACGACACUUUUUUUUAAUGAUUCUUUUCUUAAUUUUUUUCAUUUUAAUCACAAGCACAAUCCAGCAAUGAGAUUUUAUUAUUUAUAACAUCAGACACUUAUUUAUUAGUGUUUACUACGUCAUUACUUAGCGCUUUUUUAAAAAAUUCUUUCUUUUUCGUUCUCAUACACUGAGCAGUCGAGGCCCGGAGGACAGCAUAGGCUUUUUUCUUUCUUUUUUUUUUUUUUUUUUUUUUUAAAUGAAUUUUCUCUGUGAGAUGAAAGAGAUGUCAGCAUUUUUGCUUCAGGCAAUAAGUAAGCACAAUCAGGGAUCGGUCUACGUGCUGACAUCGAGCUUUUUAAUCUAGAUACCAAAAACAAGACAAAAAAAGCUCGUCCAUUGAUUACAACUGCAAAAAAAAACAACUAUGUGCGUCUGAAACUCUAAUGAGGAACGUUUGUGCGUGACUCACGCUGGAUUUGUAAUAACGACCUAACCACAAGCACUGACUCCUUCUUUACUACAUCCGCUGCUCCAGACUCCAGUUUUCAUCUGCUGACGAACGCUUCAACAGAAGAAGAGCUUCUGAGAAAGCGUUUACGACAUUCAUACCUCCAAACUUGACGUUUUUUUUCAGUCCGUGAAGGUAAAAUAACCUCUGAAGCGUGUUUUCCACGUGACCUUCCACCCAGAUGUCGGUCCCCGAGAUUUGAAACCUGCUGAAUCUCUCGAGGAGCUCGAAAACCAAAGGCAGGGUUGUGAAACGCAAUAUUUACUAAACUUUUUGUAUUUUAACUUACACGUACAUCCAUGGCCGUAAACUGUACAUGUGAAGGCGUAUUCAGAGAAUGAAACGCUUCUUCUGAGUCCCGGGAUUCGUGAAGUCCUGGAAAGAAAAACGUGUUCGUGGAAAAAAACUAAAAAAGUUGGGAAUUUUACUCCAGAUACAACAAUUCCAAACUCUUUUGUGGAGCGCUCGUCUUCUGAAACGUCAGAUUGUCCGUAUUCGAUUUCCUCUGCUCGUGUCGGCUCGAACGAUUACGGAACCGCAUUGGCUGAAGAUGGAUCGCGCGGCAGCGUUCCGUGCGUGAGCGAUUAAUAUUCACCGGCUGCCGGAAUGCGCUCUCCGAGUCCUCGCAGUCCGUCCCCGAACUCGUUCUCCGCCCAGGAUGCUUUGCUGCACGGCCAGUUCACGGGUUGGGGCGUGGGCGGGAGCUCGGGCGGGGGGAGCUCGGGAGGGAGCAGCGCCGACAGUGAAGCAAGCAGUCCUGCCGGCGGCGGUUCGUUACCCUCCAGCCCUUCAUCGUGUGCUUACGCCCUCACUCUGACCCACACUCAUAUCCACGUGCAGAGGAUCUGUUCCCGACCCGGGAAGGAAGCCCGAGUAGUGCUGCCUCUAUCUGAGCUGGUGGGGUGUAACUGCCCCCGGGCUCCUGCGCCGCCGCUGUUGAUGCUGUAUUGGUACCCGAUGGGACGGCGGCGCAAGGGCGUGGCUAAACGCAAGCAAGUGCGUGCUUACCUGGCUGAGAGCAGAGCGGAGGCGGAGAAAUGGAACGCGGCCGUGCAGUGCCUGCUGAGAGGGAUCGAUGUCAGCGUCUACACAGAAUUCAGUAAAAGCUUGUUGCCCCGCCCACGUCGCCUGCUGCUAUUGGUCAAUCCCUACAGCGGGCGUGGUAUGGCAAUGCAGUGGUGUCAGACACACAUUUUACCCAUGAUCAGUGAAGCCAACAUCAGCUACAACCUCAUACAGACAGAACGGCAGAAUCAUGCCCGUGAGCUGAUUAGAGAGAUCUCUCUGCACGAGUGGGACGGCAUCGUCAUCGUCUCUGGAGACGGACUGCUGCACGAGGUGAUUAAUGGCCUCAUGGACAGGCCAGACUGGGAACAAGCCAUUAAAACUCCAGUAGGAAUGUUACCGUGUGGCUCUGGGAACGCGCUGGCUGGCUCCAUUAACCACUAUGCAGGAUAUGACAUGUGCCUUCGCGAACCUCUCCUCAUCAAUUGCUGCUUCCUGCUUUGCCGUGGUGGAGUUCGACCCAUGGACCUGGUGUCCGUGACGACUAGCCCGUCUCCCUCGUCUGCGUCGUCCAAUCAGAACGGGCGACCCUCAUCACCCAAGAGACUUUACUCUUUCCUGUCUGUAGCCUGGGGCUUUGUUUCAGAUGUGGACAUUGAGAGCGAGCGCUACAGAGGUCUCGGUUCCGCUCGCUUCACGCUGGGCACACUGGUGCGUUUAGCGUCUCUGCGCUCCUAUAAGGGUCGCUUGUCCUAUUUGCCCCCCGGAGGGGCGAGUUCAACCCCGGAAGUGCCCUCGCAGACCCCGCAUCGACCCCUUUCCCGCAGCAUCACCGAAGGCCUAGAAGGAUACUGUAGAAUGCCGAUCCAUCGCACCUGCUCCGAUAUGGGCCUCAGCGAGCAGAGGAGCCUCCGAAAGGGGGACCGAGAGCGGGAGAGGGAGGAGAGAGACAGGGAGAGGCAGAGGAGAAGAGGGAGAGCGAGAGGUGGAGGAGUGGUGAGGGCGAGCAGUCUCGCUGAGGAUCGAGAGCGAGAGAUGGAGGCGGAGGAGAGGACGGAGGGAACGUCCGGGUCGAGUGCAGAGUCAAACGGAAGACUGGAGUCAAACGAGGAAGAGGAGGAGGAGGAGGAAGACGAUGACAGUGCGAGAAACAUGACAGAAGAAGGAUAUGACGUCGAUGAAGGAAAAGAGGCAGAGGAGAGGAUGGAGGGCACGUCCGGGUCUAGCGUGGAGUCGAGUGAAAGACAGGAGUCCGAGAGGAACGGAAGAAUUUCCGCGAAUGAAGAAGGAGAGGAUGAGGGCCGGAACGGCGUGGACGGAGCAAGGGAUUUGAGAGGUAGUUACAGUGCAGAUGAAGGAGGAGAGGAGGAAGAGGCGGUGUAUUCGAACGCAGACCAGCGAAAAGCGCUUCGUAAAAACUCUGCCCCAUCCAGCCAGCUCGCUACCGCCUUCUUUAGCCGGCCAAUCGGCGCAGAUUCCGAACCAGAAGUAGAAACGCCAGCGUAUGAGCGGGAAGACGGGGCUUUUUUCCAUCAUGGUGCGUUUCCAGCGGACCCUUCACGAGAGCGAGCGCUCACCAUUUCCUCGCCGUUCCGUCGUUCGCGGUUUUCCCUGUCUAAACCCAAAACUUCAGUAGAUCAUAACAAGAACGAGAAACCGAGCGUGUCUAAGCCCCGCCCUCUUUCCUUCCAACAGUCCAAUUCGAACUCCCUACCAGCCAAAUUCUCUUCGCUGUCGUUGUCUCUGUCCCCAACCCCUCCUUCGUCCCCGUCCAAUAUAGGCCCGCAUACCUGCCUGCCUAGCUCCACCUCCUUCUCCUUUGAUCUUGCCCAACCUGGUGGGCUCCUUAAGCCCCGCCCCCCAGUUAUCUCCCCUCUUGAUCCACCCCCCGAAGACGACCUCUUACCCCCACUCGAUCAGCCGCUGCCUACUCGAGAUUGGGUGACGAUUGAAGGUGACUUUGUUCUAGUACUCGCUAUCUACCAGUCGCAUUUGGGCGCCGAUUUGUUAGCAGCGCCGCACGCAAAAUUUGACGACGGACUCAUUCACCUGACGUUUGUGAGGGCCGGGAUCUCCCGGGCAACGCUUCUCCGCCUGUUCCUGGCAAUGGAAAGAGGCACCCAUCUUUCUCUAACAUCACCUUACGUGAGCCAUGUUUCCGCUCGAGCGUUUCGGCUGCAGCCCCUAUCGCCGCGGGGGACGCUAACUGUGGAUGGAGAACUCGUGCCCUAUGGACCCCUGCAGGCACAGAUCCAUCCGUCCAUGGCUCGCAUCAUCGUGGGAGACUCGGGAGUGAAGAUCACUAGAUUCUGACCUGAAAUGUGGGCGGAUUAUUUUACACAUUCUGCAUUGCAUAAUAACUAUGCCCUAUGCCGUCCACUUUUGAGAGAGAGAGAGAGAGAGAGAGAGAGAGAGAGAGAGAGAGACAUUGAGGAAUAAAUAUAACCAGCAGCUGCAAUAAAAGCAAUAGCUUUUAAUGGGAUUUUAUUUAAAAAGGACUACUGGAUCUCUAGUGAGUUUAGUAAAGAGAUGACAAGUGGACACUAAGCUACAUGUAGAAAUAGUAACUACUGGUAAAUAUAGGUGAACAGUGGUGAAUAAGGGAAUCUCUUGACAAGUGAGCUUGAACACUUCAGUUUCCAGUUUUCCGUGUGAGUAGAUGAAGUUUUGAUGAUGAUGAAGAUGACCUAACUUUUUAGGCACGUACCGGUCUGCCAUCUUCACCUUUGACCUUGCAAAAUAUACUGGCCUGUUUACACCCCACCCCCUCUCUCUUUUUCUCUUGAUUAUUGCCUCAUCCUUUUAUUGAUGGCCAAAGGACCAAUUUGGCCAAGUUCCUCCUGUUUUGGCCCCUCCUUAACUUUCCCCAAGUUCUGCUUCCUCUGCAGCGUGUCCCAAUCUGCCAAACUUCACUUUACGCCUCGCCCGUUUUCCUGACUACUCUUCCUCAUCAUCUGCUUCAACCGUUUUAAAGCCACCUUCCAGACUGCCAAAAUCAGCAUUCCUCUUCUCUGAUCUUGCAGGACAGAUGGCCGUCCUAAGCCACGCUCCCAGCUCCAAUUUAGGGCCAUGCACCCGUCAGCUAUACUUUGCCUCCUUCACUGUUCGUUUAAUACAAAGAAUGUUUGUUUUUUGACCAUUUUAAGCCUUGUCCACUGGUUUUACUCCAUCUUUCCCCGUUGCCAAAUUUGUGGCUGCAGCCCCAAUCUACCAAGUGCCUCCUCCAUUUUUUUGCAGAAGGUAUACCGCAGAUCCUGCUUCCGCUUUCUUACUCUGUCUUUCCUUGAUGCCUGUCGUCUUGCUGCCGAAUUUUGGACUAGGUCCUAACCUACCAAGCCCCUCCUCAUACACUACACCAGGGGUGUCCAAUCUUAUCCGCAAAGGGCCGGUGUGGGUGCAGGUUUUCAUUCCAACCAGGCAGGAGCCACACCUGAUUCCACCUGUUUAAUCAGUUGAUCUUGGCUUUCAGUAGAAUGAAAACCUGCACCCACACCGGCCCUUUCUGGAUAACAUUGGACACCCCUGCACUACACCUUUUACCUUGUUGACCCUCUUAAUCUCUGCCACAACCACAACCAAUCCCAUUUAAGCAGCAAAUUUUGUGCCACUCAGAAUCCGGCAACUGACAUUUCCGAGGGCUGAAAUGUUCCAGGUGGCUGAUCUUCCAAUGUUUCAUCUCCACACGACACUUUUAAUAUCACGACCGAUUGCAAGGUGCACCUCUCUUAGUUAAGAUCCGUCCAAAUCUUUUAGCAGUUUGCAUUAACAGGGACCAUAGAUAAAUGUGCAUACUAAAAUGACGUCUUAGGUAGCCUACGCAUAGCCUCAAGCAUAGUCUGGAGUUUUAGGUGAGUGUAGCUCACUCUUAGGCAUGUGCCAAUAAUCAGUCGUACGGUAUAUCACGAUAUUUUGUAAAAAUCACCUUGUUAACAAGUACACUUUGGCUCUUGUAUUGUGCACUACAUUAUUUAACCCCUUAAGGAAGGAAUGGGGAAUAGGCAUCAAUCACAUAUAAUUUAUUAGGCAACAUAAAGACAGUGGUCUUCUAAAGGCCCUUAUUUUUGAAAGUGUCCUUAUCAGAGAAGGCAAUCCUAUCAUUUUGUUCUCGAGACGAAUAAAAUGCGUCCAGGGGAAAAAAUUGUAGCUUUUAGCGAUAUUUUUUAAUACUAUAUCGUGAUAAUAUCGUAAGCUUUGAUAAUCAGCACAUGCCUAGUGGUUAUAGGAUACAGCCAUUUAAUGGCCAUUUUAUUCUGAUUAUAAAUAUCUUUAAUAGUGCAUUUGCCUGAUUGUUUAAGCAAAAGCAUGCGAUGCUGAUGUUCAUGUGAGGUAAUGCAACUUGCACAAUUGCUCAAUUUUAAUUUCAGUUUUUUUCUUUUAACCAAAAAUUUGAAAACUACCCAAGCAUUCAAACUCUUUGCUAAUUGUGAAACAUUUAGCCGCUCGUUUAAUUUAUUCAUUUUGUUAAUGUAUUUUGCAAAGAUUUCUGCUUAUGAGGAAAUGUUUAAAGUGGGUUUUUUUUAAAGCCCUUAAUUGGAAGAAAAUGGUUUUAAAGCUAAAAUAAACACAAAGUAAACACUAAACACUUUUCCCCCCCAAAAUCAACCACGGAUUGACAAGCUAAAUCGUUAAGUAUUAAAUGACUUUUUAUUACUUUUAUUUUUAAAUUCCUGACAAAAUAACGGACAUUUUGAGCGAGAAAUAAAAUGGUAAAUUGUUUCAGUUUUGUCAACAUGAAAUGUAGACAGCUUGUGAAUUGCGACCACGAUGAUUAUUAAAGGAAUAUUUAAAUGAAAAGAAAUUGUACACAAUGUUCCUCUUGUCUCAGAUUUCAUCAGUCAGCCAUUUUUUGUGUCUGAAGUUUAGGUUUGCGCCAGCGCUACGAGUCCAGUGUAGCUAAGAAGUAGUUGAUGGACAGCCAUCUCAUUCGUAAACAUCUACUUGUUUCAAACAGUAUUAACAAACUACAUAAUCUGAAUUCUGUGGAAACGAUGGUGUAAAAUAUUAUAUUAUACCCUGCCUCAUAAAAUUUGUAGGUGAAAUCUGGACAAUAAAGUUCUGUUUAAAAAAAUAAUAAUAGUAGACCUCAGGAAAAAUUUAGCUACAUAAUGUCCAAUUCUUGCUUGCUACAUUUUCAACUAAAGACACAAACUUGUUUUGGCUGAUUUGCAUUUCCGAGUGAGCGGGAAAGAUGAAUAUUUCCGGUUUGUUUGGGGUUUUUUUCCUUCCAAGUGCUAAAACUUGGACUCCUGGAAUCCUGGACUUGGGCUGCGUUUAAUUUCAUUUGGUGGACCAUUGCUUCGGAGCAGUAUAAGACACUUCAGGAGUAACUGAACUGCUGCUUUCAUGAUGCCAGUUAUGAUGUCUUGUUAAUAGAUGCUUGUAAUAAAAUUGUAAUUAUCACUAAUAGUCAAUAUUAAAUAAAAAUAUAUAUAUAUAUAUAUGAUGUACAGUUCAUAGUUCUGUAUAAAAAUGUCUUGUUUAUCCUCAGAGAUUAAAUUUAACUACGAAA
Ictalurus punctatus (channel catfish) is the source of this 7993-nucleotide messenger RNA. It is a transcript of the gene sphk2, whose product is annotated as sphingosine kinase 2. The transcript is spliced from 7 exons. Gene Ontology annotation, cellular component: intracellular membrane-bounded organelle; membrane; cytoplasm. Lineage: Eukaryota; Metazoa; Chordata; Actinopteri; Siluriformes; Ictaluridae. The record is from RefSeq and is a predicted model, not a curated record. The coding region runs from base 2086 to 4797 and encodes 903 amino acids. Gene Ontology annotation, biological process: positive regulation of apoptotic process; sphingosine biosynthetic process; sphinganine-1-phosphate biosynthetic process.